Molecule: messenger RNA, 1580 nt
Organism: Lytechinus variegatus (green sea urchin)
Lineage: Eukaryota; Metazoa; Echinodermata; Echinoidea; Temnopleuroida; Toxopneustidae
Exons: 2
Coding region: 149-1237 (362 amino acids)
Source: RefSeq, a predicted model, not a curated record
UCUACUUCUACUGCAGAUGAUAUCCUCAGUCAAGAAUGAUACCGUUCAUAGCUGCUUCAUAGGCCAUCCUUUUCAAGUUGCCAUUAUCAGCUGACCAAGUUCAUGUGGGCAGUUACCAGACUGAAUAAAAAAAAACCUUUAAGUGCAGAUGGCAGAAAAGAUGGAGCAGUUUCUACAGAGCUGUGAGAGGCAAGCCACUAAGCAAAGAGUAUUGCAGACUGAGGCCAAGAAGCAGGAUUCAGAAGGACCUAUCGAAGCAGUAGGCCAAGGAGCCGUUCGUCCGGCUGAAACCCACCAAGAUCUAGAGGACGACACCUGUCCGCUUCGGACAAGUACCCCGAAGAAGAACAGCAACCCAAAUCAACCAGAGGCACUGAACAUGAGAAGCCCCAGUCCCAUUCCUUGCGUCAAAGACACUCUUCCGGCUUUGCCUAUUAACUGUCGGGAGGUUGUAGAGGACGUAGCAGAGCUUUGUCCGCAAGAAGAGGAAGAUGCAGAUGGGAACGAACAGACUGAGGUACGGUCCAUGGCUGGGGACCUUCAAGAGGUGGACACAACCAACCCUGUGGGAACAUCAAAGCCAUUUGCUAGUCAUACCCCCGAAGAGAUCAUGUCUUCCGUCGAUUGGGUGACGGAUGCUUCGAUAGCUAAUACAGAGGAAAUUAAAAAGUUAGAAGAUACUCAAAGGAAGCAUCGGGUAGCAGCUGUAAUCCAGCACUCGAAGUCUAUGACUGAAAUAGAGUUGUUAAAGAAUGAAAGUCGAUGUCAUGUUGAGAACAAUGUCAUGCUGAGUCGGAGGAUUACAGCCCUUGAAAAUGAUAAGGCAGUAGCAUCUGCAGGUAUAGAGCCAUGGAAGAUUCCCUUCUUAGAACUUAAAAGAAAUAAGAAGGAAUUCAUCUCUUCCACAAUCAUUCAAACUAAAUGCGGGGGAUCCUUUCAGGCAAAGUUUUUCCUGAACGGGAUGAUUAAACAGAGGGAAUUACGGUUGAGGUUAGUUGUCUCUGAUAUAUCCGAGUGCACUGCUGCGGAAUCGGCUUGUAGCAAGUACCGUUGUAGAGUGCAACUCCUGCACCUUCGUGACGUUACUGUUUCCGUUCAGGACGAACAGGAUUUACCAAUGGGUGAAUGUGGCACUGAAUUCCUUACAUUAUUUCCCAUGAGAAAAUUAGAAGAGAUUGAUAGUCCAUUUGUGAAGGAUGGGGUAAUUUUAAUCAAUCUAAUCUUUGAAAAAAUAUAAUUUUCCAUAAGCCCAAACAUUUGAAGAAAGGGUAUGUUUAAUCUGAACAAACUAGGCCUCGCAUGUCGCAUAACAGUUUCUUUUUCUGAAUUUGCUUUUGCCUAUUGGUGAUUUUUCAGUGGGAACAUCUGGGCAAGUCAUAUAACAAAAUUUCACCAAAUAAUCAACCAGCUAAAGAAAUGAAUUAAUUUUAAUUGAAUUUUUUUUAAAUUCAAACCUUUUGAGAUUGGAAUAAUUACUGGGAGGAGCCGUGGUAUAGUGGUUCUGAGUUCUGACUCUUGCCUUGUGAACAGAGGGUCGUGUGUUCGAAUCCCACCGGGGUCUGACGUCCUUUGGCAAGGUG